CAUUGUCUAGAGCUCGGUUUGCUUACAGUGAGUCAGGAUCUCGAGAAGAAGCGAAGUCGACCGAGAAUUCAGCAUAUAAUAUAACGCCUUUAAGUUCAAUAUAUUUUUUGAAUCACAUUCAAGUCCAGUUAUGCCAUCUGACAGACCCUUCAAACAGAGACGGAGCUUUGCUGACCGUUGCAAGGAAGUGCAGCAGAUACGAGAGCAGCAUCCUAAUAAAAUCCCGGUGAUCAUUGAGAGGUAUAAGGGAGAAAAGCAACUUCCUGUCUUGGACAAGACCAAGUUCCUCGUCCCUGACCAUGUUAACAUGAGUGAGCUGGUAAAGAUAAUCAGGCGUAGACUGCAGCUCAACCCCACCCAGGCGUUUUUUCUUCUUGUCAAUCAGCACAGCAUGGUCAGUGUGUCCACCCCCAUUUCUGAGAUCUACGAACAAGAGCGAGAUGAAGAUGGCUUCCUCUACAUGGUUUACGCCUCCCAGGAGACCUUUGGUUGCUAAGCAGUCCACUCGACCUUUGAGGGAGGGACAGCAGCGGGAGGGAGAGACGUCAACAGGAAGCAAGCUCACCCAAAUGUUCCCAUCUCUCUCUCUUCUCAUCAUCCCUGUGCUCUCCUCUCUUGCUGGUAGAAACAAAAUAAAGCCGUUGAUUCUUCUCCGUGUGACACUACAGUGCAAACCACAGCGCUACUGUAAACACUACAGACCCUUUGUCCCAUUGUAAACGUACUUGUUUUUUUUUUAUAAGCUCAACGUAGGUAUUACACUGUUAAUGCUUCGAAUUUGGCCCCAGUUGCUUUUCCCCCUUGCAUUUUAUUAUUUUUUAGACUAUGUCAUUUCAGAUAAUUAGGAACACAUAUUGCUGUAAAUAGACAAGUGUUUUUUUUUUUUUUAGGAUUAAUUUUCUUUUUCUGUCUGUUUGCUUGUAGUCAUUACCUGUUACCAGCCCUUAGUGGUGCUGGUGUAAGAUUAUAAAAUCUUACUUCAGAAUUAAGUGCUUUUUUCAAACCAAGUGAUUAAUCAUAAUGCAGCAUAAUUCUCAUCAAGACCCAAUCUGUGGUUCCCGUGAUAAAACUGUAAGGAGACCAGUGGCUCCAAAGGUGUAGUUAUAAAUAUGAAUUGAACUGUCAGAAGGUUUCUGAAGCCUUUAUGAGUCUGUGUUUAUUUCUGGACUCCUGUGUAAAAAUAACUCAUCAUUUACUCAUUGUAGAAUAAAGAUACUGCCUGGCGGUAACAUUGAUCUGUACUGUACACAUGUGAGCCAGAAGAACAUCUGAAAUCUUAUGGCAUACAGUAUUCUGCAGUCAGACUUGCAUAAUAUUUAGUAGAUGCGAAUAAAUUGCUUUUUUUGCACAAUUCAAACAUCUAAGAGGACAAAACUAUUAGAAGUUCAAUUAUAGCACAUAAUUAUAUUCUUUCUUUAUACUUUUUUUUUCUUCCUCCUGUGUCACCAUACGAACUGUAUGCCUUCUGUUAAAUCUCAAAUGAAGGGAUAGUGAUGCACUACUUUGCAUGUUUUUUCUCAACCUUUUUUAUAUUAAUUUAUGCUAUAGAUUUGUUAAUUAUUUCAGCUUUAUUUAAAGCAAAAAACCUGAAAGAAUUUGUAGAUGUUUUGAAACCAAAAGAAAAA
Messenger RNA from Carassius carassius (crucian carp), 1625 nucleotides. It is a transcript of the gene map1lc3a, whose product is annotated as microtubule-associated protein 1 light chain 3 alpha. The record is from RefSeq and is a predicted model, not a curated record. Gene Ontology annotation, molecular function: ubiquitin protein ligase binding. The coding region runs from base 131 to 496 and encodes 121 amino acids. Lineage: Eukaryota; Metazoa; Chordata; Actinopteri; Cypriniformes; Cyprinidae. Gene Ontology annotation, cellular component: autophagosome; cytosol; autophagosome membrane. Gene Ontology annotation, biological process: autophagy of mitochondrion; autophagosome assembly; cellular response to nitrogen starvation. The transcript is spliced from 4 exons.